UUGAUGGCUAUUGUUAACAGUAAUUAUGAAUUUACGUAUGUUGAUGUCGGGAAAAAUGGAAGAAUAUCGGAUGGUGGCGUUAUUGAAAGUACAAUAUUUUAUGAAUUAUUAAACCAGGGAAAAUUACACCUACCCAAAAACGAGGAUACUGUAAAAAAAAUGAAUUUCGUUUUUCUCGCUGACGAAGCUUUUUCGUUGAAUGAAAAUAUUCUGAAACCGUACUCUCAACGAGAAUUAGAUUACGAAAAACGAAUAUUUAAUUACCGAUUGUCAAGGGCUAGGAAUUGUGUGGAAAAUGCUUUUGGUUUGAUUGCCGCAAGGUUUAGAGUAUUGCAAAGUGCUAUACAUUUAGCCCCAGAAAAAGCCACUUAUAUAGUAUUAGCCAUAUGCAUUUUGCAUAACUUUUUAAGAAAACGUGGUGGCUCAUACAUUUCAAGUUCUACGUUUGAUAGAGAAGAUAAUGAUCAUAUUUUACAAAACGGUGAAUGGAGAGAUUCCAACAGUCAACUUCAUGGUUUACAACCCACUCGUAAUGCCUCCGUUUCUAUGCGUGCCAAAAUGAAUCGAGAGCAAUAUAAGGAUUUUUUUAAUAAUGAGGGUUCUGUGGAAUGGCAAGACAAUAUUCUUAAAUUGGGAAGAGCCUAACAUUAUGAAAUAAAAUAAUUUUUUUUCAUUGUAUUACAUUUUGUAAAUUGUAGUUGUUUACAUACCUACAAUAGUAAGAUAUUAUCAUAUCAAUUAAAUAUCUUUAAUAUUUGA
Molecule: messenger RNA, 759 nt
Organism: Sipha flava (yellow sugarcane aphid)
Lineage: Eukaryota; Metazoa; Arthropoda; Insecta; Hemiptera; Aphididae
Product: putative nuclease HARBI1
Exons: 1
Coding region: 4-645 (213 amino acids)
Source: RefSeq, a predicted model, not a curated record